CCUCCUCCUUGCGUCAUUCUUUCAGUUUGGUCUCCUCGCUGUAGCACGCUCGGGUCUUUCCUUCCAGCUGUGGCUGCUUCAUCCCCUCACUGGACUGGACGCUCAUGAUUUUUGCCUCAUUUUGACGGGUGUCCUGGAGAGGAGGGAAGGUCGCGGGGCUGAGUGUGGACUUGACCUCUGGACGUGACGUAAGGCGACUCUCCUCUGACGGGCAGGAACAGGCUCACAGACCCAGGACUGCGAGGAAGCCAUGGCGUCGGCGGCGCCCACGGAGCCUCCCAUGUGCGUGCGGAUCGGGGCGUGGGGCGUCACCGACAUCCUCAUGUCCGUCGACAUCAUUGCCUUCAUCCUGGGCCUGAUGUUCAACGUGCUGACCAUCGGCCCCAUUUGGCAGCAAGUUCGCAAGAAGAACGUGCUGGGCAUCUACCUGCUGAACCUGGCGCUGUCCGACCUGCUCUUCAUCGUCACCCUCCCCUUCUGGAUCAACUACUACAACAUGGACCACAACUGGAAGCUGGGUGUGCCUCUCUGCAGCGUGGUGGGCUUCUUCUUCUACUCCAACAUGUACAUCAGCAUCUACCUGCUGUGCUGCAUCUCCGUGGACCGCUGCCUGGUGGUCAUGUUCCCGCUGCGCUCCAAGACCCGGCGCACGGCGCGCCUGGCCUGGGCGCAGUGCGCCGCCGUCUACACGCUGGUGGUGGUGUCCCACAUCUUUGUUCUGGUCUUCGACAACCUCCCCGACGCCCACGACGACACCAAAGCCAACGACCGCUGCUACGAGACCUACCCCAUGGAGAGGCCGGUAGCCACCUUCAACGUGGUGCGCGUCUGCCUGGGCUUCUUCCUGCCGCUGAUGGUGCUGGCGCUCAGCUACUGGAAGAUCCUGGCCCGGGUGGGCCAGAGCCCCGGCAUGAGCGCCACGGUCAAGAGGAAGGUGCGCCUGCUCUCCUGCGGAGUCAUCGGCAUCUUCUCCAUCUGCUUCGCCCCGUACCACGUGCUGCUGCUGGCGCGCUCGCUGGCCUUCUUCCUCAGUGAGGACACCGCCCCCGGUGGCAGCUACUGCCAGUUCGAGCAGAGCAUGCACUUCCCCUUCUCCUGCUCGCUGGCGCUGUCCACCUUCAACUGCGUGGUGGACCCCGUCCUGUACGUGCUGGUCAGCAACGGGGUCCGCGAGGACAUGAAGCAGUUCUGGAGGCGGACCAGGACCAAGGGCGACGCUAGCACGCUACGAACAAACGCCAGCGGCCGGCCCCAGCUAAAUGCUAACAUCCUGUGAUCGUGUGUGUGGCUGCUCCUCCACACACACACUUCCACCCCAUCAUCCCCACUCACCCCGGCCUCCCCUCACAUGGCACCAGAGCACUCUUGUGCUCAGCAUCACAUGGAGAACACAGUGAGACGGCAAGUGUCAUGUGGGUCGGAGUGAAAGUGACGUGUCGACGUGGGCACAGAUUGAGCUCAAGUCCUCCUUGUGAGGGCCUUGCCUGCCUUUCAAUCUGACCUGGGAUCCACUCCAAGGCCAACGCUGAAUCUUUGAAUCGACUCUCGCAGACUCAGACAGUAGCUUUGCUCCCAAACUAUUCCUUUGAUGCUUCAACGCAACAACGACCCCCUGCAGAGCUAAAGAUUCCAGUCCUGAUGUUUGUCUCCGACCGAGGCACAGGUUCCUUUGACUCUGGCAGCUGCCGCCCGUCUUCAAAACCAGUCCACUGAGCUCCGCAGCAGCAGGGUCGUGAAGUACGGCGACACUGUGUGUCGUGGCCUCACUGUCAAACACAGACUUCCUGCUCCACAAUAGGAAGAAACACGACUGUAGGAAGUGGUCCAGACCUGCCUGAUCUAGUGAUGGGCUGGUGAGGCUUCAUGAAACAGUCACCUCAUUUUCACAGCUCACUAGGUGGCGCUAUCUCCUCGAAAAUCUUUGGAUUUGAACGACCCUUUCAAUGAAGCCUCACCUCAUUUUCAAACCCACAGCGCCACCUAGUGAGCUCUAAAAAUAAGGGCACUGUUUCAUGAAGCCUCACUGGCCCAUCACUGGCUGCAGAUGUGUUUAUGAGUGAGUGAGAGUGUGUGUUGAUAAAAAUUUGUUUUUUUUUCAUCCUUAGUAGAGCAGAAUGUAGAAUGUAGACACACCAAAGUACACAGCAGGCAGGUUUGGUUGGUCUAAUUCAGUGGGCUAAUUUAUGUGGAAGUGGCUGAACAUCGCUUGUUCACCUCCCAAUAUUAAAGCAGCAGAUCAUGCUAACUCUGAUGCUAACCGCUAACCCAUGCAUUUAGCCGCGAGGGGCUCACUGUUUGUACAAGGGUGUUUGAACAAAGUUCUCAGACACCCUGCGAGUACUUCUGCGCGCCAACGUCUGGACUACUAAAUAUGAAUUUGUUUUUGUUCAGUUUUGAACACAUUCUCUGAACUGACGUAUUGAAACGGUUCACAAUUUAGUUUUGACAGUUUUAUCUUGUCAAUAACAAACAAUUUUAAUACAAUAAUUUAUAAACAACUAUGUUGUUUGGGUCUGUAUAAUAAAGCCACACCUUUUGAACCAAAACCAAAAGAUAUUUCAUGAGAAUAUUUGGGAUUGUGUCAAACUUCACUGGUGUCCCAAAACUUUUUCUCUGCAAUGGAGCCAUUUUUAAUGGACGCAGAAGUGAUCUCUGCCUGGUCUCGACUGAAUUGUCUAUGCACUGAAGUGGAAUUUGCUGAAUUCCACCCAUCGACAUUGUAAAUUGUACAGCCGGGAUUAAGCCAUUUUUCGGAUGUUGUAAAUAUAGACUGACUCGGACCUGUGCUGGCAACGGACAUCACCAGAUGCUUCUGAGCUGUUGAAGGCGCUUUGACCUACGAUGACCUUCAGGACGAUAAUACUUUGAUGCACGUGAAUCACCAGUCCCAGUCUGAUCUCAUGAUCAUGGGAUGUGUUUUGGAUCCGUCCCGGCACCAAGCAGCUGCAUGUGAAGGCAGAGCUGGUCCAGACUGCUGUGAUGGGCUGGUGAGGCUUCAUGAAACAGUGUCCACAUCUUCAGAGCUCACUGGAUGGUGCUCUCUGCUCUAAACUCUUUGGAUUUGAACAACCAUUUCAAUGAAACCUCACCUCAUUUUCAAACCAACAGCGCCACCUGCUGAGCUCUAAAAAUAAGCACAAUGUUUCAUGAAGCCUCACUGGCUCAUCACUGGCUGUGCUGCACAUGUGUUUAUGUGCGGGU
Messenger RNA from Synchiropus splendidus (mandarinfish), 3201 nucleotides. It is a transcript of the gene gpr184, whose product is annotated as G protein-coupled receptor 184. Gene Ontology annotation, biological process: G1/S transition of mitotic cell cycle; G protein-coupled receptor signaling pathway; negative regulation of G2/M transition of mitotic cell cycle. Lineage: Eukaryota; Metazoa; Chordata; Actinopteri; Syngnathiformes; Callionymidae. Gene Ontology annotation, molecular function: G protein-coupled receptor activity. The coding region runs from base 251 to 1276 and encodes 341 amino acids. The transcript is spliced from 2 exons. The record is from RefSeq and is a predicted model, not a curated record. Gene Ontology annotation, cellular component: membrane.